GUGGAUGAGGCCGCCAUCAUGAUGAUGGACAGCGGAGGUGGCAAGUCUCCUCUGAUCAUGAAGGUUCUGCUCUCGGAGCUGGUGUCUAGGGUGGACGCCGUGGAGGAAAGAGUGCCGGGCGGUCUUGCAAGUGUGCUGCAAGCUUCCACCAACUGGUGUGGCUGGCGGGACGUUGUGCCGCAGUUGGGCUACAGGUCGCUUUUCUUCUGGGAGGAGCUCUUCAUGGGGGUCAAGAAAAUGGGGGAGGCCUCCGACCGCAAGAUGUCCUUGGAGGAUUUGAUUCGGAUCAUUAACCCGCUGGCCACAUCUGGCGGAGAUCUGAGGGGCUCCAAGGAUGCCGAGAUCAAGAGCGAGACCAAAUCCAGUUUGAUCUCCGGGCUGCAGUACUCUACAAUGCAUGAGUACUUGGGCGGCGACUCAAAGGGCGCACUGGAAAGAUUGACGUUCUACCUCAGUUCGGCUCAGAAGGCGAAGGACACCAAGCAGCAACAGCGAAACUUGGCCUGCGUAGAUGACACAAAAGGAAAGGCUGACAGAAGCUCUUCCAUGCGCUUACUGCGUGCCAUGCUGGGCGCGCACGUUCGGGCUCACUUUCCGCCAGAAGUUCAAGCGCAGUUCGUCGCCUCGCUGCAGGAGGCGGAAGAAGGCGAUGAGCCUGAGGAAGGGCGCCCGAAGAAAAAACGGAGGAAAAGCCAGCCGGCGCCGCCGGCCCCUCCGCCUUCGGGCUUGGUGUGGCGGCUGCACGAAAAAUGCAGCCGCUACGCAGACACGGUCGCUGAUGAAAUACGGUCGCAAGUGCCUAUGGACUUGGCGACCCACCCAAUAUUCGCACAAUUCUUAAAGUGGGACCAGAGCUUACUCCGCACAAUGGCGCUGAAGGCAAUGCGACGAGAGGCGCUCACAGCCGUGCUGCGCAGAGAGGAAGGGUACCAGCCGAGCUUUGUGGUUCACCCAGCGGACGCUGUGCGUGCUGAGCGUGCUGCCCGUGCGCGGUUGUGCAUGCGCCUGGCCAUCUACAACGAGCUGAGAAAACACCGCCCCAGAGGCCCGGAGGUACCCAUCCCAGUGUCGAGCGAGCGUGGCUUCCACGCGAUGCUGCAAAAGAUAUUGCGCACUGCGGAGCAGAAGCAAGGUGAGCUGUCCUACGCCUACCCCCUGUUACGCUACUGGCCACACUUUGCUCGAAUGUCUGGCUGGUUGCUCUUCCUGGAGAUGAUGCAGCGGAAUGGGUUGCUUGCUGCGGUGCAGCAAGACGGGGCUUGGGCGCCGGUGACGGCCGACACGCGUAUCACUACGACGGUUGGCUACAACAACCGCGACACGGCGCCCUCUGUGAAGAUCAAGGUGGACGAGCUGAGGCAGCUUCUGGAACGCAACCUGGAAGGGUUU
Molecule: messenger RNA, 1389 nt
Organism: Effrenium voratum
Lineage: Eukaryota; Dinophyceae; Suessiales; Symbiodiniaceae
Source: the annotation of a GenBank genome assembly